GGCUCCAGGCGGUGCUCAUAGGUUUCUGCGGAGAGGAAGUAGCUCAGAGAAGGGCACGCGAGACUCAGGUAAGUUGGGGUAACGGCAUCCCACCCUGAGUGUGAGGAGAGGCAGAAGCCAACGGUGGGGCUGGGGCGUGCCAGACCUGUAACCGGCGCCAAUGAUCCCCAGCGGGCUGCGGGCUGGGACGGAUCCAUGAACAGCAGGUGAAUCCUCUGCUGAGGGAAGGAACACUGUGCUCCCAGGUCAGGGAAACAUGUCCCGUCGGAAACAGACCACUCCUAACAAAGUUCCCUGUGACUGUGAUGAUGAAGAAGCCACCCAGGAUGCAGUUUCUUCCCAUACAUCUGAGGAGGAUGGCUCAAAGGUGAAAGUGAGAAAAGAAUUAGAGAAUGCUGAACAACCUGUGGCUGGAGCCCCACUGAUGAGAGGAAAUGAGGUGCCUGAGAGUUUGAAUGCUGACCCUAUGCUGGGACUGUCACAGUGCUCCCUCUGCCAGCUGGAGUGUGGAAGCAGAGAGCAGCUCAUCAUUCAUGUAUACCAGCACACUGCAGCUGUGGUGAGUGCUAAGAGCUACAUGUGUCCUGUAUGUGGCAGAGCCCUCAGCUCACCAGGAUCCCUUGGGCGACAUUUCCUGAUCCACUCAGAGGACCAGCUGUCCAACUGCGCAGUGUGUGGAGACUGCUUCACCAGCCAUGCCACAUUCAACAGUGUGAAGCUGCCAGAGGUGCUGAGCACAGAUCGGCUGCCUGCACCACAGAGCCAGGGCCCCUCCAGUGCUGAUGGGAAAGACAUUGCCUUUCACCCCCCUGUGUACCCUGCAGCCAUUCUCUUGGUGUGCAACAACUGUGUGGCUUACCGCAAGUUGCUGGAGGCACAGGCACCUGGCAUGCAGAAGUGGGUGCUCCAGCAGCAGAACAAGCCCCUGAAAACACAGCUGCAGCGGCUGGAGCGUGAGCGCAUGGCCAAGAAGAGCCGGCGGGACAAUGAGACACCUGAAGAACGGGAAGUGAGACGUAUGCGGGAUCGGGAAGCCAAGCGCCUGCAGCGCAUGCAGGAGACGGAUGAGCAGCGGGCGCGGCGGCUGCAGAGAGACCGGGAAGCUAUGAGGCUGAAACGUGCCAAUGAGACCCCAGAGAAGCGACAGGCCCGGCUCAUCCGAGAGCGUGAGGCCAAGAAGCUCAAGCGACACCUGGAGAAAAUGGACAUGAUGCUCCAGGCACAGUUUGGCCAAGAUCCCUCUGCCAUGGCUGCUUUGGCAGCUGAAAUGAACUUAUUCCGGCUACCAGUGAGCAGUGUGGAGCUGGAGAGCCAGCUGCUGGGCAAAAUGACCUUUGAGGAGCAGAGCAACAGUGCACUGCAUUAAGCUACAGCCAAGGACUGUGCCACCUCUGCUGCAUCUGCCACGUGUGCAUUGGCAGGCUUCUCCAUUCAGGAGGCUGCUGUGUGUCCCUGGCUGACUCCCUGACAGUUCUGGUUUUCUCCUGAACAUAGGAGGAGAACAGAGCUGAGAGGUGCCUGCCAAAGUAGCCCUGGUGGGAGCAGAUUCUGAGGAUACAUCCCUGCUGUGGGGGCCAAGUCACAGCCUGUGAACAGAAGGAAAAUAAAUUUAUGCUCAUGUUUAUUUAGUCCCCUUCUUUACCUUUUUGUGCUUUGUUCUGUUCUUGCACCCUUGCCUCAUUGAUGGGUUUGGGCUGCUGCAGUUCUACCAUAGGUGAAAGCCUACCUCACUAAAAAGUGUGAACUAUGAAGCUCAGGACUUUAGUAGUCCACACCUCCUCCAGGAGUAAAUUCCUUGCAGUUUGUACCCAUCAAAAAAACAAAGCAAAGGAGGAUGUUGUCUCCUUGGAAAUGGCUGUGCACACCCUUUCUCUUAACGCUAUCAUUAUGUGCUUAGUUGCAGUAGCAUCCAUGGAAAAAUGAAGAGGAAUGAGUUCCUAUUCUAAGAUACCCCAUAUAACCAGUAACAGAAAGGCUGACCGAGGCAAGAAAACAUCAGACAAGUUUGCUGGUUUACUCACAAGUUCAUUUUUUCUUAAACAGCAUUUCAGGUUUGCAUAUGAGAGUUUAUUGAAUGGUAAACAAUAAGGGUAGGUCAGUUCUCUAGUACUGUAUGGAUCUGCUUUCCCCUUUAUUCAGCAGCGGUGAGGCUACACCUGGAGUGCUGCAUCCAGGUCUGGGCUCCCCAGUGCAAGAGAGGUACAGACAUUCCAGAGAGUCCAGCAAAGGGCCACUAAGAGGGUUGAAGGUAUUGGAGCAUCUCCUGUGAGGAAAGACUGAGAGUCAGGACUGUUCAGCUCAGAGAAGGCUUGAUUUUACCAAUGUGUAUGAAUAUCCAAGGGGGAAAUACAAAGAAAAUGGAGCCAGGCUGUUUUCAGUAGUGCCCAGUAACAGGACAAGAGGUGAUGGGCUGCCGCGGAACGGACUCAGUCAGAGA
Messenger RNA from Melopsittacus undulatus (budgerigar), 2437 nucleotides. RefSeq names its product zinc finger protein 821-like. Gene Ontology annotation, biological process: regulation of transcription by RNA polymerase II. The record is from RefSeq and is a predicted model, not a curated record. Bases 257 to 1366 code for a protein of 369 amino acids. Gene Ontology annotation, cellular component: nucleus. The transcript is spliced from 7 exons. Gene Ontology annotation, molecular function: DNA-binding transcription factor activity, RNA polymerase II-specific; RNA polymerase II transcription regulatory region sequence-specific DNA binding. NCBI's taxonomy places the organism in Eukaryota, Metazoa, Chordata, Aves, Psittaciformes, Psittaculidae.